AUGCCGAACCCUACUUCAAUACUCGUUGCAGCCUGCUUGCUCGUCAGCCCUCUUGCCACCGCCUCUAGAGGAAACAAUGUGCAUAACAGCGAGUACUCCCCCAACUACUCAACGCCGACCUCAUACAGCAACAUCACCUCCAUUCUCGAUAAAAUCCUUGCGCGUGGCUACCUGAAAGUCGGCACAACCGGAGAUUACAAGCCGUUCUCCUACAAAGUGGCCAACCAAACAGCUCUGCCUGCGACAACACCAGCCAUAAACACCACUUAUAUCGGCGCUGAUAUCGAUUUGGCCCAGUCGCUUUCAAACUCACUCGGUCUCCCACGUCCAGUCGAGUUCGUCCCCACUAUCUGGGCAAAUGUCACAGCGGACAUUGCAGCAAGCAAAUUCGACGUCGCCAUGAGCGGCGUCAGCAUCACCCUAGCCCGUGCGCAAAAAGUCUUCUUUUCCACUGCAAUCCAGCGCGUGGGCAAGGCCGCCUGCGUGCGAUGUGCCGACCUCGCCAAGUUCUCGUCUCUGGCGGCCAUUGAUACUGCCGGUGUCAAAGUCGCUGUUAACCCCGGAGGCACGAAUGAGGCGUUUGACCGGGCAAAUCUGAAGACGGCUACCAUUGUUUUGGUGCAAGACAAUAAUGCCGUUUACAAGGCUGUCAUGGACGGCGAUGCCGAUGCCAUGAUUAGUGAUAUCAUCGAGGUUGAAUUGCAGGUCCGGUUACAUCCGGGCGUGCUUUGCAUUGUUAAUCCGAAUGCGACGUUUACAUUUGAAGAGCUGGGUUAUAUGGUGGAGCGAGAUGUUGUGUGGAAGCAGUAUCUGGAUCACUUUGUACAUAUUCAGCUUGGAAGCGGUAAUUGGAAUCGUACGCUGGAGAGAUGGAUGUCCUAUAAAUGGCCCUCGGUAUGA
This is a messenger RNA of Plenodomus lingam JN3, 900 nucleotides long. RefSeq lists its product as uncharacterized. The record is from RefSeq and is a predicted model, not a curated record. Lineage: Eukaryota; Fungi; Ascomycota; Dothideomycetes; Pleosporales; Leptosphaeriaceae.